Molecule: messenger RNA, 3874 nt
Organism: Trichoplusia ni (cabbage looper)
Lineage: Eukaryota; Metazoa; Arthropoda; Insecta; Lepidoptera; Noctuidae
Product: cyclin-dependent kinase inhibitor 1-like
Exons: 3
Coding region: 421-1008 (195 amino acids)
Biological process (GO): regulation of cell cycle
Cellular component (GO): nucleus
Molecular function (GO): cyclin-dependent protein serine/threonine kinase inhibitor activity
Source: RefSeq, a predicted model, not a curated record
ACUCAUCAUUAUAUUUUUUCCGCCAAUUUCUAUGUCAAAACAACGUAAAACGUCUGUAAACGAGUUGCCGAAAUAAAGAAAAUUCGUCGCUCUUUUAAUUGUCCGUAUGAACAGACGGAAGCUAAACGCGGCAAACACAAUUUUCCGUAACAAAACUCACGCGCACCGGAAAGUGCUUCGUUUAUUUCCCGCCAUCCGCCGUCUCGACCAACCGAAAUUUGGCGCCUAAAAUUGUACAAGCCAAUGAGACAAAUGGCCGCCAUUUUCAACCAAUGAGCGUCGAGCCCGCGCUCUCGCCAUCGCGUCAUUGUCAUAUCUCGAAAAUUAGUACGGCGGCAGUGCAGUGAAUGAAUCCCGUCCGCAAAUCGAAGAAUUUUCCGUGAAACAAUAAAUAAAUACUUUUAGGUGGAUACGUCGCGGAUGCUAUCUGUGAAGUGCGUUCCUGUGUUUCGCUGUUCGGACUCUGUAGAAGAGAUGUCGACGUUGAGUGUGAGGGCGCCUGGCCUGCAGGCCACCACGAUGCUGGACACGAGGUCGCUGCGCGUGCGCGGCGUCACCACGCUCGAGGGAGUCCGGAGGAACCUGUUCGGCUGCACCGACCGCGAGGAGAACAGGAGAUUUGUUGAGAGAGAGUUGGCGCGCCAGUUGGAACUGGACAGCCAGAGAUGGGGUUUUGACUUUGCCAAUGAGCAGCCACUACCUACUUCGCAAAGAUUCGCCUGGCAACUCGUCCCCGCGUCCACAGUCCCCGUGGCGUUGAGGAGGGCACCGAUCACAGUCACCACUCCUCAGCCAAAGCCAGCACCACAGGAAGCCAAAGUAUCGAGUCCUGAAAACAGCAAGACACAGAAGAGAAUAACAGAUUUCCUGAAGCCCCGCAAGCGGUUGUCGAACACGGGCAAGAAGUCGCCGGCGCACGCGCACAAGCACGAGUGCGGGCACGGCGCGCACAUCCGCCCGCCCAAGGUGGCGAGGCUCGCGCCCGCGCACCUCAAGCGGACCAGCUAGGCCCCGGCGCGUCCCCCCUCUCCAGUGACAACACAGAAUUGAACACUGUUUCGGCAGCUACAGCAAUCAGAAUGUACGGAUCCCAGGAUCGAUGCACACAAGACAGCAACACCCGGAUCCCUAACCCGUCCGCUCAGAGGACUCGACUGACCGAUCGCCUACCGUCUUCGAGUGUUCAAUUCUGCCACUCCGGCGCAGGUUGUCACUGCGCAUAUUUUUAUGUUUUAUUAAUUUAUUGUAAUACCGUUUACAAAUUACUAAUAAUGUUAAGUAAUGCGUAAGUUAGUUUAAGUAAAUAUCGUUAGUUCAACAGUUAAUAUAUCAUACCAUAGUCACUUGACAUCACACACAAGUUUUGCUCAACCGCUCAGCUUCCGCAAUACUGCAUCACGAAAUACUGGUGAACAUAAUGACACAAAUUCUCCAAAAACUGAAAUAAAUUAGAUAUUUUUUGGUAUAAAAGUAGGUUUGUCAUGGUGUCAAAAGCACCUGUCUCUACAAUCUGUGUAAUAAAUUUCCAAGUCGGAGAAAACAGUCAAUUACAGGCUUUACAAAUAAUUGCUUUAAAUGAUCUUCAAAAGUAAAAUCGAACGCAUGACGUCACCACAAAACUUGUACCACACCGUGACUGGAUGUAAUAAGUUAUGAUUAUAUUAUAUGAAUUAUGAUCUCUUUGAAUUAAGUUAUUUUUAGAUAUAGCUACGGUAUAAUAAGUAUAUUUACAAUGUACGUCGAAUGAUAAGUAACUCAGUCACAAUGGCGCGAUGUCUCCAAAGUGCUCAGUCGCCGCGGUGGAAAUCAAAUUUUCAUAUCUCAGUGUCGGAGCACUUUAGACGCAUUCUCUUGACGGACGACACUCUCGCGAGUUCCUGCGCUCGCGCGAGGAAUUUACGAAAGUCUCUCCGCAGACAGACGUUUAGUAUAAAAACAACACAAAUACUCAAUUAUAAAAGACAUCGUUACCUAAACUGUAACAUUUUGCAAUUUUAAACGUUAAGUAGUACAUGAAUACAGUCGACUUUGAGUAUUUGUGUUCCGCAUAACUCGUAUUGCAAAUUAGGAUAUUUGUUUUGUUGUUGUAUUUUAUGGUUUAUAUAAUUAUAUUGAUGAUUGUUUUUCUUUUUCGAUAUAUUGGUUUUCAAAAUUUCGUAAACAUGUAGCGACAGAUUGGAUCUUACCGCGGCCUUUGUGAAAGUACAAAUUCUCUCAUCAGGUUUAGGUUGAGGGCCCGCGGUCGCGACAAAAGACAUGCACCUAUCAUUAUCAUAUUCAUCCUAUGUUUAGUUUGUAACGUUAUCGUAAGUGGGAUAUUCCAUACAUGGCGUAUGUUUAUUUUUUUCUAUACGACAACAGUUGUAUUGCAUUUUAAAGCUAACCAAAGCCGUUGUACAUUAUACCGACGAUACACAGAAAUGAAAUUAAGUAAAUGAACUUUUAUGACUUGACGGAGGAAAUAAUGAAUAAAUUUUUAUAUUGUUGUAAAGGUAUAUGUUGACUACAGAUGUAGUUUAUAACCUGUUUAAAACUGACGUUCGUAAUUUAUGAUUUUUUUGUGUUUGCCCGUGGUCUCUAGAACGGACGAGUCCCUGGUGCUACAGUUGUAUAUAACAUGAGUGUCACAUCACACUGCCCGCAAAGUUUUUAAGUUGUUCUAAUAUUUGCACAGAGACGCUUUGCUGCCGACCACACAUCUUUGCCAAGCUUCGAGCUUAUCUACAAACAAGAGUGUUUACCGAUGCUGUUAUUUUUACAGUGAUAACUGUGAAUAGGAAUUUCUCAUGUUACACAGAACCAAGGAUGUUCCUCAGUUUAGAGACCACAUUAGAUAUGGUAUAAUUAUGUUGUUCGAUUCGGACGAGGCUGCGCCCGCGCAGGGCCACCACGUCUGCAAUAUAUAGAAGUGUCCGCUCAAUGUUUUUACCGCUCACAACAACUAAGUACAGACGUAAACCAUGAUUUUGUAUAUUGGUCCACCAAUAUUCAAGAAAACAAACUUCACAACUUAAUAAUCAGUGAAUAAUACUUGCAGUUUUCAUGCAAUCAUCAUACAAAACUUGUAGCGGCCUAGAACAUUUUGACGACACUUGAAAAUAAUUUUAAUAUUUUUUUUUCUCUAACACCUGUGAUGUAUUAAAUAUGAUCUCGAAACAUAAUUUUACUACCUUCAUAUUUAAUUAUUUUAGUAGAGUUAGUGCCGGUGCCUGCUGUGGAAAGACAACUUGUAUCCCUGGAGUGAUCGUAUUGAGAGAUAAUUUAAUACAUCAAUUGAAAAGCGCGAGCUUGCAUGGAGAGCUGGUCUAUUGUAAAUGUGCAACGCCGCACUGUACAUAAAGUGCACUUAGUAUGUAUUUAUUAACAGAAGGACGUCUUCGUAGGUUUAAAAGGAAAUUAUAGGGAUACUACAAAUAUUUAACGUAAUAUAUUACUACGAUUAAUUAUUUAAUUGGAAAGUUGAGAGGCAAAUUAUUAAUUAUGUGCCAAAUAAUUCCACACUAGAUGUGUUUGUGAGACCGAGUGAUGUGAUGGUCGAUAAAUAAAUGUACGUUCAUCGUUUGCAAUAUGGCGCCGGAAUAAGUACCGGUCUCGAGUUCUGUGACGUACAUGGUACCAUACUUUGGUACCACUGUUAGUCGCCUAGCUUGUAGGAUGAAAUUGUAAAUAUACUAAAAGCAAUAUUACUUAGCAAUUGUUAACGCAGAUGUAAAUUUAUUUAUCGUUCUAAUACGUUGUUGAUCACAACACAGCGCUGUCGACUUGAUACAAAUGUAAAUAUGAAACAGAAACAAUUGAUAAUUUUUAUACUAUGUGAACUCUUAGACAUUGUGUAUUGUAAAUUUAGUUGAAAAAAAGCUUAUUUCGCUCGAAA